Molecule: messenger RNA, 1566 nt
Organism: Miscanthus lutarioriparius
Lineage: Eukaryota; Viridiplantae; Streptophyta; Magnoliopsida; Poales; Poaceae
Source: the annotation of a GenBank genome assembly
AUGGAGGAUGGCGAGAAGAAGGCGACGAAGCCGGAUUCGCAAGCGCCACCGCCACCGCUGAGCGCGGUGCAUGUGAACAGGCCCCUGGUCGCCGCCAACCGCGCCAUGGCCGCCGUCCACGCCGCGCUCGUCGCCGCGGUCAUCGCCCACCGAGCCAUGGCGCUGCUCUCAGACUCCGCUGGCAGCGCGUCGUCCUGGUCCCGGCACGUGGCCAUGGCGCUGGCCGACCUGACGCUGCUGUUCCUGUGGGCGCUGUCGCAGUCGGGGCUGUGGCGUCCCGUCACGCGCGCCGCCUUCCCGGACCGGCUGCUGGCGGCGGUGCCGCGCGUGGACGUGCUGGUGGUGACGGCCGACCCGGACAAGGAGCCGCCGCUCGGGGUGAUGAACACGGUGGUGUCGGCCAUGGCGCUGGACUACCCCGGCGGCGCGCUCAGCGUGUACCUGUCGGACGACGCCGGGUCGCCGCUCACGCUGCUGGCCGCCAGGAAGGCCUACGCCUUCGCCAGGGCCUGGGUGCCCUUCUGCAGGAGGCACUCCGUGCAGUGCCCCUGGCCCGACAGGUACUUCGCCGGCGACGACGCCCACGACGGCGGCGGAGGCGAUCGCCGGGAGGAGAUCGCCGAGGAGAGAAGAAGAGUCAAGAAAUUAUACGACAAGUUGAAAGCGGACAUAGAGGCGGCCAAGAAGGACGAGAGUAUUUCCGGCAGCUGGACAAAAGCAAAACGCCAGGAUCACGAUGCUUACGUGGAGAUCAUCACUGCUAAGGAAGACGCCGACGUCGACGAUGAGGAGGAGGAGUUGCCGGAGCUGGUGUACGUAGCCCGCGAGAAGCGGAGGGCGUGGCCUCACCACUUCAAGGCCGGCGCUCUCAACGCCCUGCUGCGAGUGUCGGGCGUGGUGAGCAACGCGGCCUACGUGCUGGUCCUCGACUGCGACAUGGCCUGCAACAGCCGCACCUCCGCCAUGGACGCCAUGUGCUUCCUCCUCGACGGCAGCCCGCCGGCGCCGGAGAACCUCGCCUUCGUGCAGUUCCCGCAGAUGUUCCACAACCUCAGCCACAACGACAUCUACACCAACGAGCUCAGAUACGUCUUUGGGACUCGAUGGUUCGGCAUGGACGGCGUCCGGGGUCCUUUCCUCUCCGGCACCGGCUUCUACGUCAGGAGAGACGCGCUGUACGGGGCCACGCCGCCGCCCAGGAGCACAGACUUCAGCUCCAUGGAUGCCGGCGAGCUCAAGACAAGGUUCGGCCACUCCGACCGUCUCGUGGCAUCCUUACGCAGCAACAGCGGCGGUGACCAGCGGCAUCGUCGUCGUCUCCCCCAUGUUCCACCAGAGCCAGAAUCCCUGGCGCUGGUGGCCUCCUGCGCGUACGAGGCGGGCACAGCCUGGGGCACCGGCGUCGGCUUCAUGUACCAGUCGGUGGUGGAGGACUACUUCACGGGGUACCAGCGCUUCUUCUCGCGGGGCUGGACGUCCGCCUACUGCUACCCGGAGCCGCGGCCGGCGUUCCUCGGCAGCGUGCCCACCAACCUCAACGACGUGCUAGUCCAGAACAAACGCUAG